GUACUUGCCAGCAAUCACGAUACAACUAAAAACCAGCAGUGGUAAAGCUCCGAUUGGCAUUUGCGUGGUCAAAAAUCUCCACGAGUACCGAAGGAACGAGGGAGACCAACAUUUGUUGGCUCAGAUGUUUGAUGCAAAUGAGAAUGACAAUGGCGUCAACGUGACAGGUAAAAAUCUCACAACUUGUCAACAAUUUAAUCGCGCAACAGGCUUGUCGCAACCUUGUCAACAAGUUGUAAAAGUGUUGUCAUCUUGCUAAGUUGCUACAAGAUUUUCACUUCAAACCUGUUAUUUCUGGGGAAAAACCAGUGCGACCAUCUAAGCAACUUGUCUCGGAACUUGUUUUGCAAUGUUAAGGUUACAGGGCACCCUUUUUGGCGUUUUGCGGAAAAUCGCUACUGCGCGCUCAAUAUCAGUCCGAUUUUAAUCAAAUUUUCACCAAAUAUUCGCCAGUGCAUGCAAAAUAUGGUAAAGUUUUAAAAUUGACAAACAAUAAAAUAAUGUAAGAAUUAUUCAGGAAAAUCUUAAAUCGCGGUACCAUUAUACGCUUUUGAGUUGUGCUCCUGCUGGUUUUAAGUUAUAUUUAUGAAAAUAUCAUUUUUAUACAGCAAAAUAGUUGAUCUAAAAAAUUGUGUUCGUAAAUUUCGUCUUUCCGCUGAUAUGGCGAUUUCUUUGUCGACUGCAAUAUAUUUCUGAAUUGUUUGGGUGAAUUGUUCUUUAUUAUUAAAAUAUCCAAAAUUAAAAAAAAGCCGAACACAAUUUUGAAACCGACGUCUUUAGCUAUGUCCUGUGAAAAUUUGAGAAAAAUUGGUUAAAACCCGCAGGAGCACAAUUCUAAUUUGAAUAUUGCAUUUUCAAUGUUUUUCUUAUUGCAGCGAAAUGUAUUUUAUUAAAUAACUCUGCGAGUUUUCAACAUUUUUCGUUGAAACUUGGUCAGAUAGUAGAACUAGUCUAAUGCUUUCAUGGAAACCAAUGAAAAAUUUUUAGGUGUUCUGUAACCUUAAGAAAAAUGAUUUCAGCAUUGCAUUCCAAAGGAUGUUACACCAAGCAAUAUGUUUCGUGUAACUUGCAAUUAUGAUCAUUAAGAACAGUAUAUAGCGCACGUAUGAAUAUUGGCUUUCGUUUAGAUUCAGGAUCGUCUAGUGCUGACUCUGAUGCUUUGACCAGUGUUGCGGUGGGCAGCAAUGGUUGGCAGAAAAGUGGAUCAGAAAGUAGUAAACGAAGUGAAAAGUCAAAGAAAACGGUACAGUAUAUUGAUAUAAUCAGAGUUUAUCGGACCUUUGUUGACAUUUACAACGGCCAUUUUAUUGUUAUUAGAGAGGUUAAGAUACCCCGACUCCGGUUUACGGGUACGGGUGAUAUACACGUACCAGUAAAUCGGGAAAUAACUUGUAACUUAAGAAAUCCAAGAUACUCCGGCGUGAGAAAACCGAUCAGAGAAUGGCAACUUUCGCUGUUGAGGUUCGCCAUAAAUUGUUGAAAAUUUUGACCAGCAUGUGUGCAUUAUUUAUUUGGGUAAGAUGUUGAAAAUUUGUACUAUUUAAACGGCCCAAAAAUAGUAAACAGAAACACCCGUACCCGUUUGUCGUUUACGUGCAGACCACGGUUUACCGCGAGGAAACGGGUAGAAAUUACGGGUAAAAUUGCUCACAUCAGCAAAAAUUGGUAAACAGCUUGUUUUUUAAGGUAGUAAUAUAACCACUCAGCACAGCAUUUUAGAUUUGAACUGUAUGAACAUGAGUGAGCAAUUGAGAUUUUUAGCUUACUAAUUCACGUCCAUUAACAGACAAACCCCAACAAUAACAAAGACAGUCAUGGACGAGCGAGUAACCAUGCAUUAAAUUUCGAUUAAAUUGUUAAUGAUUAUCAAAUAAUGAAUUUACAUUAUUAUUUUUCAGACGCGUGAAGAAGAAAGUUCAAAGGCAAAGAAGAAAGGUGAUGAUGACGAUUGGUGGUCAAAAUAUUAUGCAGCCAAACGCGCUACUGAAGAGAAAAAAGACGAAGCCAACAUAUAUCCAAAGGUUUGCUUUAUAAACAUUAACAAUGAUAGGACCGGCUGUCUUCUUCAGCCCUGGAAAAGAAUUUGUAUUCUGUGACCACUAUUGACAGAACAAAACGUUUUCCUGUCAAUAUUCGAGAUCAUUACCAACUGCAUGAAUCGAAAACGAAGCAAAAUGCCAUAGGCUAUACUAUUAUAAUAGUGUUGUUUAUAAACAGUUAUUGGAUGAAGUUUAUGUGAUAUCCAAAUUUCCGAUGUCGAGGUAAGUGUUAUCAGCCGAGCCGAGGGCGAAUCUGAUAAGGCUUAACUGGGCUUGAUGAUUCCAGAUAUCACAAAAACCGAAUUCAAUACUAUAAUUUUUAACAUACGUUGCAUUUGCAUUUUCAUUAAACUCGUUCGACAAGUAAUGAUUUGUGGCACAAAACAACGUUUAGUUCUCGAACAAGCACUGUAAAGAAAUUAAAAUGUCACAAUAACAACACAAAAGUGUUACCCAUGCAACUCAAUCACUUACUAAGAUUCGGAUAAAAAUGUCAAAAAAAUUUGGGGUUUUUUUGCACCAAGAACAUUCAAAAGCCGUCGUUCAUUUAUGCAAAGCAGCCUCUUGCUAAAUUACGUACCGUUAAAAGGCUCAACAUACAUACAGUCAAGAGUGUUAUCAGUUAUAAUAAACCUGCAGCAGACUUGUAUAGCAAUGCUGUUCCUGCAACAACUUGUCAACAGGAUGUGUUCCCAGUUUGUUGACAAAUUUGCAACAACCUGUUGCGAACACAUCUUGUUGACAAGUUGUGAGCAUAGAUAUCUUAUAUACACUAGAUAAUGCAUCUAAUUAUUCUGAAAUUCAAAAAUUGAAGCCGUGAUUGCAGUCUCAGGUCGUUCCCAUGAAAUUAGAAGAUUCGUAUGUUUCCUAUUUCUUAAACUGGGAACUUAAACAUUAAGUUAACCCUAUUCUAAAUUCGUUUUUAAAAUAUUCAAAUGAUGAAAGUUAUUGUUGUUUUUAAGCGUGUAUUAGCAAGUGGGAACGACCAACAUGGCUGCCAUCUAUUCAAAUGGGGGUAACCGCUGGAAUAUUCUUGGCUACAAUUUUACUAAAAGAGAUGCGCUAUCUAGUGUAUAUAAGAUAUCUAUGGUUGUGAGGUGUUCACGCGUGUGUAGUAGAUAACAACGUCACCUGCGCGGGUUGCGUGAUUUUCGUAUUUUGAUUGGCCAAUCUAAACACGUAUUCAGGUAAUUCCGCAGUUUUACAUUGCGCACUUUUACUGCGCACAUCUUAUAUAACUUUUAAUUCAUCCAUUAUACGUACCGUUUAUAAAAAAAAAUCAUUUUAUGAAAAUCUUAUGUUACUUCAGAACAUUUUUGGUUACAUUCGUGCAAAGAAUUACGUUAGAAUCAAUGUUUUCAAAAAAGGCACACAAAGGUGUAGCUAGGAUUCCCUGUGUCUGUAGUAUAUUUAUUUACUUGUAUUUCACGUUUUAAUGUCACAAUUCCCUAAAAAGAUCAGUGACCCCCGUUUUUUAACUGAUAAUUUAUUUCUUUAAUGCAUUUUACAUUUCAUAUCCGAAAUUAAAAGAAAAAUCAUUUCUGGAUCUUGAAAAAAAAUCCUUUAUCAAUGCAUGUUCUCAAAAAAAUAUGUAAAGAAAUGUGGAAAAGACAUUUGUGGAUCAGAAUUGUACACGUUAGUAGUUUCAUUUUGCUUAAAACACAAUAUUUUUUCAAAAAUACUUACAAGAUAGGUUUACUAAAGCAAAAUCCGCGCUAUAAACGUCAGUAAAUAUCGGGCUGUUGUGAUUUUGCUGUUACUCGUAAUGAGCGUCAAGAUGGCGCUAUAUUGGGGUAAAGGUGGUAUAUUGUGAGUUUCAUAUCUUCUUAACGAGUUCGGCGACCCCGACUUUUUUGUGUGAUUUUACUUUAAAUAUAUCAUAAACUCCAUGCCUGGGAAGUUUCAGCACAUUUUCAUUUUGGGAACAAUUACUGAGGAAUUACCUUAAUUAAACAUUUUGCGUUGUAACAGAUUUAUGCCCAUACUUUGGAAAAAGAAUUCGGGCACUUUCAAGAUCACAUCAAGACAUUUUCUUUCCGAAGAGGAAAAAUGGAAUUUUUGGAUGAAGAGGAUGAAGACAGCAUUGUUGGUGAAUUUAAGGUAAAUAUUAUAGACCCUUGGCCUUUUUUAUUGCUUUGUUUUGGUAGGAAGAUCAUUAUGCAAGCGCGCCUCGGUAUCCCCCUAAUAUUAUGGCUGAAAUUCCUUAAAUAGCAUCAGUUCACUGAAGUGGUUAUAGACCACUCAAAAACUGAAUGAAAUUCAGUGAAAACUCAUUUUUAUUCUAGAUUGUGUCUGUUCAAAGCUAUUAUGCGUGAAAACUAAUAUAGGAAAUUACACGGUUCGAGAAGUUUAAUGAAAAAUCGCACUUAAUAUCAUUUUAUGGUCAAUUUUGCACGAGCAAUCAAUGACAAGAAACAUUGUAUUUUUUGUAUUCAAGCGAGCAGAGCCAUUGAGAGUAAUUUCCCAUACUAAUUUUCAAAUCCUACCUGUAAAAACUGUGAAUAAUCUUUAUUUCUUUGUUUUCUUCGUUAUGAAAGCAUAAAAAAGAGCUCAUUGCAAAAUGACGUUUCGUUUAAGCACCAGCUAUAUAUCGAAGUCAGUUAAUCGUUAUAUAUACUCGUCUAAUAAAUGUAUAUAAAUUUUCACUCGAUAAUUUCCAUUAACAAUACCCUGGUGAGAUGCCAACAAAAUCUUGAUAUUUACAUAUAACCUAAGAUUUGGAAUGCUCUACCAUCACAUAUAAACGAUCUAUCUACUCUUUCCACUUUUAGAAAACACAUGAUAGAAUUUUUGCUAAGAUAAUCUUCAUACGUCGCGCACAUAAUACGCGCUCUUUGAGUAAAAUAUUGUAUUUAUUCUACUGUAUACUAUACUUGUUGUUUGAGGUGAUAAGCCCUAGAUAAGCCCAGUAGAUAAGCCUCACUAGAUAAGCCCAGUGGUUACAUGAGGUCUCCUUGCCAUCUGUUAUUUUGUUUUGUUUUGUUUUCUUUGUAAUUGUAUUACAAUGUAUGGCGAAUGAAUUAAAGUUUCAAGUUUCAACCUACACAUAGGUGCUCCCCAGUAUAUAUACAUGAACUUGUGGUUAGAGCUCGGCAACUGACCUCUGUAGCUCAGUUGUUUAGAGAGCUGUGGAAUCACAGGGCAGCAGGUUCAAUUCCUGCCAGGGACCUAAAGUUGCAUUUUUCGCUUCUGUUCCUGAUUAGGUACAAUAAAUAAUAAAUGUACAUAAAUUUUCACUCGACAAUUUUUAUCUACAAUACCCAUACCAUAGAUAUCUUAUAUACACUAGAUAGCGCAUCUCUUUUAGUAAAAUUGAAGCCAAGAAUAUUCCAGCGGUUACCCCCAUUUGAAUAGAUGGCGGCCAUGUUGGUCGUUCCCACUCGCUAAUAGACACUUAAAAACAACAAUAACUUUCAUCAUUUGAAUACUUUAAAAAUGUAUUUGGAAUAGGGUUAACUUAAUAUUUAAGUUCCCUGUUUAAGAAAUAAUAUACGAAUCUUCUCAUUUCAUGGGAACGACCUGAGACUGCAAUCACGGCUUCAAUUUUUGAAUUGCAGAAUAAUUAGAUGCACUCUCUAGUGUAUAUAAGAUAUCUAUGACCCAUACUCGUCUUUAGAGACGGCAUGCAUGGGACUUUCAUAGACUGUGCCCCCAAUAUUGAAGACUUGUGACGACUACACAUUUUUUUUGGUUCUCUAGGGAGCAUUGGCUAUCUAUGAUCUACCAGAAGAUUUCAGUGGAGAAUUACGUCCACAGAUGUUUAAAAAAGCACAACUUCAUCGUAUGUUUUCUGUUCCCUGUAUUGUUCGAGUCUACAUUGUUAAAGUAAGUGCAUAAUGAUUACUCGAUCGACCGUUUUUGAAGCAAUUUAAAACGUUUUCAGUGCGUGCUUUAUCACACCAAAAGAUUAUCGGCUUCGCUUCGUAUCUUUAUAUCUGAUAAAUCACUACUGCUCAUGUUUUAAAUAGUACAUAAAACAUGAACUCUGAAAGACAAGAUGUUUUAGCACAAAUAUGGUGCACCAGGUAACAUCUAUUUGCAUUGUAACCUUCCACACUUUUUCUUUUUUCAGGCUUAUGAUCUAAAACCGAAGGACACGAAUGGUCUGGUAAGCAAAAAUGAACAUAUAUAUUAUUUAAUUCAUUCAUUCUUUUUCUUUACAACCAUACAGUUGAUUUCACAUAAUUUUUUCCUAAAUAUUGCGUACCUUGUUCCGAACUUUGUUGUGAAGUUCAAAUUUCAAAACUUCAUACUGAAAUUCACAAGCCGGUUUCUAAACAAAGCCUCUGACUGUUCCCUGAACAAGUAUAAGCCAAUCAAAUGCAUUGUUUACAAACUGGUUUGUGAAUGUGAUUAUGAACUUCUGAACUUAAUCGCAACGAAGUUUGUGACGAAGUUCGCAACAUUCAGGACAUUUCAGACACAUGAGCUACGAUUAGGAAACGAUUACAAUUUUGGUGGAUGAAUUUUAAUGAAAACCAAACCAAUGGAUUAAAUCGUAUAGUACGGCAAUGGAAAGCGUUCAAAUGCCAUUACCACCUGGUCAGUUUUGUUUUAAGCUUAUUGUUUGGCAUGACGAGAUUAAUUGGUUUUUCUUCCGUUCUGUACUGCCUUUAAUAAUACACAUUGGUAGUAGGAAAAUGUAAUUUCAAGUAGAAAUUUUUAAUCGGUUUGUAGGGUUUCUAUGUCUUCAUUUUUGCCUGAAAUGAUACAAAAAAGGUGUCAUUCAAAAGAUAAAACCUUAAUCUUUAUCAAUAUGGAAAAAACUAAAUCGGGCCCUCCAUUUUGAGCGCAAUAGACAUUCUAAAGCUGAUCUGCCUUUUUAUUAUACACCAUGUAUAGUAUAUGAUAUACUAUCUAGUACAUGGUGCAAAAGGUGAGUGAUCUUAUUUAAUGUUUAUUUUUUCGCAAUGACCCUGUCAUAUAUCGUGAGUAUAUUUCAUGCUUUAGUCUGACCCAUAUCUUGUGGUAUCCCUUGGCAACGAAACUUUCGACAAUAAGGACAGCUACGAACCAGACACUUUGGAAGUGGAAUUCGGGGAGUAAGUAUAUUGCUAUUGGACAUAACGUUCUGUAUAUCUGCAUUUUAUAAAUUCUUUCUUCGUUAUUACUACGUCGCAAAAUUACUUUCAUACGAAUAACUGCUUUCAUACGAAUGAUUGCACAUAAAGAACAAUGGCAAAAUAAUUUUAAUGUCUGAUAUGAAAGAACGUUUAAUUAAAAUAAUGUAUAAAUCAGAUCUUUUACAGAUCUUUCAUAUCAAGCUUAACUCUUCAAAUAUUUUGACAAAGCAAUGAGUUGUCCGCCAUCUUGGAUGUAAUAUUUCAAAUCCGACUAAGAGGACUGGACUAGAUUUAAAGUCCGCACAAUUUUAUCAAGUCCGAUUCAAAGCCGAGGACUUGAUCAAAAUGCGAGGACUUAAAAUCUAGUCCACUCCAAAUUGGAGGAUUAAAAAAGACAUCUCAUACGAAUAAAUGACUACAUAAAGUGAGAUGAAUUCAUUUUGAUCCAGUUCUAGGACUGGAUCAAUAUACUUCACCAGGUAUCAUGUGAACAAAAUAAAGCGACAUGGUUGGCUACUUUACUCAUAAUUAUUAAUGUUUCGAGAUAGAAUGGUACUGUAGUUUUCCAUUUCUGUCUGUAGAGUGUUUCAGUUUCACGCGGUGAUUCCUGAUGUAAAAGAUUUAAAGGUGAAGGUGAUCGAUAAUGAUUAUGGUAAUGAUGAUCUCAUCGGAGAAACAGUGGUGGAUCUGGAAAAUAGAUUGGUAACACGACACCAUGCCACAGCUGGUUUGCCUCCUACUUAUAACACGUAAGUUGCAUAACAACAGAUACGGGCUGAGUCUACUUAAAGGGAUACGGCAAUAUAGUUUUUUAUUAUUUCAUUUUAAAGAACUUUUAAAAUUAUAUGUUAAUCUCCUUUACCGAUUUUCCGUAACUUUAUUAUUUCUUGAAAUAUUUUGACUUAACAUAAUUUGCUGUCCGCCAUCUUGGAUUAAUUUUUAUCUCAUUAUCGGUGAUUUUAGUGACGUCAUAAGCAGGGUUAGCCAUAUAAAACUACAUCUAAAUGACCACAUAACAUUAUGUCUUGUUUGAAAAGUCGUCAGAUAGUUUUUAUUUCAAAUAGUUACUGAAGUAUAUGAUUUUGGCCUCAUAAUAACCAAUUGCUCUAUGGAUAAAAUUCUUGCGUGACCCUGCUUAUGAUGUCACAUGCAUAUCCGCCAAAAUCCGAGAUGGCGGAAAGCUCGCUGAUUUGUGAUUUUUUCUGUUCAAAUAUCUCAAGAAACAAUAAAGUUACGCAAAAUCGGUAAAAGAGAUUAACAUAUAAUUUUAAAAGUUCUUCCAAAUGAAAUAAUAAUAAAAAUAUUGCCGUAUAAAGGUUAAAAUUGAAAUUAAAUUAAUGUUUGCCAAAGAAACUGAAUGUCAGAUUCGAAUUGUUCAAUUAAAUGUAAAUUGCACACAUUGGAGAGUUUUAGACCAAUCUGAAGAAUAAAUUCCCAGAGAUAUACUCAAUUCUAUAUAUAUUUUUAUUUACCAUUUUAGAGGGAUAUGGCAACAUAUUUUUUUAUUAUUUCAUCUGGAAGAACUUUUAAAAUCAUAUUUCAAACAUCAUUAAUAAUUCAUAAGCUUAUUGGCAAAUCAUGUCAACCAUAAUAUGUCACGUGCAGUGGCUUUAAAGCUGAUAAAACACUCCUAAUUAGUAUUCUUUAUAUAAAGAAUACAAAUAAGGCAGUAUCUAUUGUAGUCGUGUCCUCAUUAGUAUUCUUUAUAUAAAGAAUACUAAUGGCAGUAUAUCUAUUGAAUUUGUAGUCGUGUUUGAAGCCUUUUUAAUCUCGCAGGUCGUGUUUUAUUAGGUCAAAAGCCAUUCGUGCUGCGCGCUCGUGAAUUUAAACAUAAUAAAACACUCCUGCUCGUUUAUUAAACAGUACGUAAAUCUCCUUUACCGAUUUUGCGUAACUUUAUUAUUUCUUGAGAUAUUUUGACAGAAAAAAUCACAAAUCACCGAGCAUUCCGCCAUCUUGGAUUUUGGCGGAUAUGCAUGUUACGUCAUAAGUAGGGUCGUGCAAGCAUGUAUCCGGAGAGCAAUUGGUUAUUAUGAGCCCAAAAUCAUAUUUCAGUAACUAGUUCAAGUAUGAAAGUGACUGACGGCUUUCGCCGAGGCAAAGCCGAGUAUCUUUAGGUCUGAUAAAAUACGUACUGCUAAUGCAUUAAAUUGCUUCAAAAACUAUCGAUCUAGUAAGUUCAUUGACGCAGUAAUUUUCAAAAAACACGUUGUGUAAGUCGAAAAAAUCAAAGCUAAAGUUUAUGUAAAUCAAGGGAGAUCAGUCUACAGUAUGUACUAGAUAAAACAUUCGCAGCCGAUCUGUAUCUGAUAUACAAACUCGAGCCGAAGUACUUAAAAAAUUACGCAUCUUAUCAAUUCAUUGGCAAAGUAAUUUUAAAAAUAAACAUUGUUUAUGCCGAGAAAAUCAAAGCUGAAGUUGAUGUAAAUCGGGACAAAUCUUUAUCCGAUUGACAAACAUUGAUUAAACAUUCAUUUCUUUUGUAUUUUCCUCGUGAAUUAUUAAUGAAUUUUUUAACACAUGAUAAAGAUACGACACGCUUAUGAUUUUUCAUUGUGUUUGAAACAGCACGUUUCAUACGACAAGAAUCGAUGAAUUUAACAAAUAUUUUUUUCUCUUUCAGAUCGGGCACCGACCGAUGGCGUUUUGGUAGUAAAUACACUCCGUCGAAAAUCUUAAACAAAUACUGCGAAGUAUUUGACAUUGAGCCAAAUUUUCCUGAAGAAAACCGAGGAAAGAAAGUAACUCUAAUACGUAGCGAAUUUGAUAAACGUCACUUUAGAAUUUCAGACUUUG
Molecule: messenger RNA, 9898 nt
Organism: Paramuricea clavata
Lineage: Eukaryota; Metazoa; Cnidaria; Anthozoa; Malacalcyonacea; Plexauridae
Source: the annotation of a GenBank genome assembly